AUGCUGUUCAAACAGUGGAACAAUUUCACCGAACCAAGACAUCAUUUAGAUGCACCUAUUGAUGAAAGAGAUGAGCUGGAUUCUUUAAAGAUUGAACCGUUUCCACAAGUUUCCUUAGCCAAAUCGAUUGAUUUUAGCGAUUUCAAGAGACUUAUAAUAGUGGGGAAAACUUUAGAACCGUUGUUUCCUCGAAACUUAGUUGCACGUCGUGAAGUGUCUGGCUUCAAAAUAACUUGGCACACCGAAAUUAACGAAAGUCAAAAAUUUCGCGAGGAUUUCCAAAGCGAAGAAAUUGCUGGAUCUAUGCGUGCUGAGCACACUUUGGAAUUACCUAUUGAGAGUUUUGGCCAAGACUCCCUGAUUUUAUGCAUUCACGAAAACUUUCUUCGCGUGUCUCCGAUAGUAUGGAACAUUUUGGGUUUUGAAAUUGCCAAGUAUUGCAGCGGACUGGAACUACUAGUAUUGGGUACCGCUGACACAAUACAAGAGAUUAAAUCCUUGGGUUUACCGGCUUAUGAUGCGAACCUACCGACGUUAAUACCUCCUGAGUUUAUCACGAGCUUCACGGCGAGCAUUUUAACGCAGCUAAUUGUACUAAAAGUGCCCUUUCAGGCACUCAUAGCACCCAGUGAGGGCCCGUCAGGGUUUGAGAAGUUACGCUUAACUACUAUGGAUCAGCUCAUCGACUUGUGCUGGCCUUUGUCUCAGACGCAUGCGAGAGAUGACUAUGCCAAAGCGUGCCAUCGCCAUUGGAAGCUUAAUGGGACAGCAAUGGGCGCGCAGGCAGGAUUAUACGUUUAA
Messenger RNA from Lachancea mirantina, 801 nucleotides. The record is from the annotation of a GenBank genome assembly. Lineage: Eukaryota; Fungi; Ascomycota; Saccharomycetes; Saccharomycetales; Saccharomycetaceae.